Molecule: messenger RNA, 3225 nt
Organism: Chionomys nivalis (European snow vole)
Lineage: Eukaryota; Metazoa; Chordata; Mammalia; Rodentia; Cricetidae
Product: zinc finger protein 382-like
Exons: 3
Coding region: 787-2556 (589 amino acids)
Biological process (GO): negative regulation of transcription by RNA polymerase II
Molecular function (GO): DNA-binding transcription repressor activity, RNA polymerase II-specific; RNA polymerase II cis-regulatory region sequence-specific DNA binding
Source: RefSeq, a predicted model, not a curated record
GGUUCUGGCUCCCAGUGAACAAGUGCACAUUGCAGGCAAAGAGCAACUUCACAGUAAGUCACAGUCUUGAUGUCAACCUGUGUCUGUGUGUAUGUGAACAUGCAAGUAGUGCAGCAUCCACCUGGAUGUCAGGCCAACUGAGAGGAGUUGGUUUUCCCCUUCUACCACGUGGGUUCCAGGGACUGAACUCCCAUACCAGGCUUGACAAGUAGUGCUUUUGCCUGCUGAGUCACUGCGGGAGCACAGCAGAUUACAGUUUAAAUCAAAACAAGAAAAAGAGUCAUCAUUCUUUGGCAAAGUUUAUCUGUCACAAAGGAGCAGGAAUGAGUCCUUCCCGGGGCUGGAGAGAUGCUCAAGCCCUUGUUGCUCUUCCAGAGGUCCCAGGUUCCGUUCCCAGCGCUCAUACGGUGUCCUACAACUAUCUUCUAACCGCCAAGGGCACCAGGCACACAUAUGGCGCACAGACAUACAUGCAGGCAAAACACCCAUACACAUAAUAAAAUAAGUCUUUAAAAAAUGUUUCAAGCCAGGCGAUGGUGGAGCACUUGUUUAAUCCUAGCACUUGGGAGGCAGAGGCAGGCAGAUCUGUGAGUUCGAGGUCAUCCUGGUCUACGGAAAGUUCUAGGACAGCCAGCACUGUUCCCAAUAUCUAGUUAACCUGUGCCAAUCACCCUUCUAAAUUCUGCCCUGCAGGGACCCGUGUCCUUCAAGGAUGUGACCGUGGACUUCAGUCAGGAGGAGUGGCAGCACCUGGACCCUGCUCAGAAGACUCUGUAUACAGAUGUGAUGUUGGAAAACUAUGGCCAUCUCCUCUCUGUAGGGUGUGACAUGUCUAAACCCGAUGUCAUCCUCAGAUUGGAGCGAGGGGAAGACCCCUGGGCAUCAUUUGCAGGUCAUGUCUGCUUAGAAGAAAAUUGGAGCCCAAGAGAGAUUUUAAUGAAAUUCAAAGAACACCGUGAUACAUACCCUAGAUCAUUUGUGUAUGUGAACUAUAAAGAACUGGCUAAGAAGAGUAGUAUGUAUCUUGUCAAUCCCAAAGACCUACCUCCUGAAUGUGACACCUGUGGAGACAUUUUAGAAAGUGUUUCAGAAUUAAUCAACAGUAAUCCAAGCCCUGCAAGGAAGAGACAGAGUGAGUAUGAUGGAUAUCGGAAACCAUGCCCAAAUUCCAUGCGAGACACGGGACAUCCGGCAUUCAAAUUCCAUACUCCAAGGGGCAAGGCUUGCGGUCACAGUGUUGAACCCAGACAUGAGAAAGCAGGCGCUCCAGGACAGCCAUUUGGACGUGAGGACUGGGAACAGUCAUCUCUUAGAAAGAGGAAUCCGUCUGUGCAUAACAAAAGGGAAAGAGGAACAAAUACUGAAAAGAACCACAUCUGCACAGAAUGCGGGAAGUCCUUCUGCAGGAAGUCAGUGUUGCUUCUGCACCUGGCAGUUCACACACAGGAAAAGCCUUAUCAGUGCCCUCAGUGUGGAAACGCAUUCAGAAGGCGGUCAUAUCUCAUUGACCACCAGAGGACUCACACCGGGGAGAAGCCCUUUGUUUGCAAUGAGUGUGGGAAGCCCUUCCGCCUGAAGACAGCCCUGACGGAUCACCAGAGGACACACACAGGGGAGAGGUCGUAUGGAUGUCCACAGUGUCAGAGUGCCUUCAGGUUGAAGUCCCACCUCAUCCGUCAUCAGAGGACUCACACGGGAGAAAAACCGUAUGAGUGUACUGACUGUGGGAAGGCCUUCCGCCAGAAGACGACGCUCUCCCUCCAUCAGAGAAUUCACACAGGCGAGAAACCCUAUGUUUGUAAAGACUGUGGGAAAUCGUUCCACCAGAAAGCAAACCUCACUGUCCACCAGAGGACUCAUACAGGGGAGAAGCCCUACAUUUGUAAGGAAUGUGGGAAGUCGUUCUCCCAGAAAACAACACUUGCUCUUCAUGAGAAAACUCACAGCGAGGAGAAGCCCUAUAUGUGUAAUGACUGUGGGAAGACCUUCCGCCAGAAAACAACCCUUGUGGCCCAUCAGAGGACGCAUACCGGGGAGAAAUCGUACGCGUGUCCUCGCUGUGGGAAGGCCUUUAGAAUGAAGUCAUACCUCGUUGACCACCACAGAACCCACACCGGCGAAAGACCGUACGAAUGUGACAAGUGUGGGAAGUCCUUCAGUCAGAAGACCAAUCUCAACCUACACCAGAGGAUUCACACUGGGGAGAAACCCUAUGUUUGCAGCGAGUGCGGGAAGCCCUUUCGGCAAAAAGCAACGCUCACUGCACACCAGAAGAUCCAUACGGGGCGGAAGUCCCAUGAGUGUCCUCAGUGUGGGACAGCCUUCAGCAGGAAGGCUUACCUUGUUCAUCAUCAACGAACUCACACGGGGGCGAAGCCCUAUGUGUGUAACAACUGCAGCAAGUCCUUCAGCUAUAAGAGAAACCUCCUUGUCCACCAGAGGCUUCAUAGGGAGAAUACGGAAAUGGAACAGGAGAGCCAAGUGGCGUCUGUGCAGUCUUCCCGUGACUGGAAGCCUGCCGUUCCGGGAGGAAAAACAUGCUUCCACAUGUCAUAAGUGACUGACGUUCCAUCCCUCAGCACUGUUUACUACUUCCCAGUGUGUGCGGUAGAUACAGGCAUUGCUGAACUGGGUCAGCUGUGAAGAUGAUCUGUAACCUUUAGACGGUCCGGCUGACUUUGAAUACUACAUUCAAAAAAUACUUCUAGUUUUAGAGCUACCUGACCUACACGCCAGCGUCCAAGCCAGCAGUGCUGUAUCGGGGAGACCCUCUCAAAGCAACAAAAAAAAAUGUAUAAUACAUGUAGGAACACGUUAGAAAAUGGUUAUCAGCAUUAAUUACUAUACGAGAAUAAGAAUGAGCCAUCUCAUUGUAUUCUGUAUUACUAGAAAGUAAUUACUGCUUUCUCUGUGAUAAGCAUAUUCACAUAUUUAAUUUUUGUUUUUUGAGUUAGGGUUUCUCUGUGUGGCUCUGACUAUCCUGGAACUAACAGAGAUCCGCCUACCUCUAAUUCAAGUGCCGGGAUUAAAGGUGUGCGCCACCACAGCCUGGCUCAUGUUCUUAAACUUGAAGUCCGCUUUAUCAUGCGUCUUGGAUUUAACAUCCUAUUUAAAGAUUGGUACGUUACUGCAUGUGUCAUUUGUACAUUUUAAUAUUUUAUUUAAAGUAUAUCUCUAGUUGUCUUAUUUCUGGAUAUUUAUAUUUUUGAUAACUUUGUCAUAAAA